Messenger RNA from Juglans regia (Persian walnut), 2621 nucleotides. RefSeq names its product endoglucanase 6-like. The transcript is spliced from 9 exons. Bases 285 to 2165 code for a protein of 626 amino acids. Gene Ontology annotation, biological process: carbohydrate metabolic process. The record is from RefSeq and is a predicted model, not a curated record. Gene Ontology annotation, molecular function: hydrolase activity, hydrolyzing O-glycosyl compounds; carbohydrate binding. Lineage: Eukaryota; Viridiplantae; Streptophyta; Magnoliopsida; Fagales; Juglandaceae.
UUGAGCUCCUCCCCCCUAACUCCCACUCCAUGCUCUCUUCCUUUAAGAAAAAUCUCCAUCUUGGUGUGUUUAUCAGAAAUUUUAGCUGAUAAAUCAUAUCCCAGCAUUGCCAGUUUUUCUCUAUUUAAUCAACUUUUCUGUGGGGGCCUAAAAAAACAGAGAGUUCCCAUUGUGUAAUCUAUAUAGUUUUUGUUGAUUAGUAGAUCCGUCUCUGUUGUUUUUAACAAACCAGAGUGUUUCUUCUUCACUGAAACCGCUACUGUGUUUGUUUUGUUAUUGUUCUUAUGGAGAGGUUUGUGAGACUCAUUUCCAUGACGACUCUGCUUCUGCUUCUCGCGCUUCCUUUAGCUUUGGCUAGCCAUGACUACGGCCAAGCCCUGAGCAAAAGCAUUCUCUUCUUUGAAGCUCAGAGAUCUGGCUACCUUCCCCACAACCAGAGAGUCAAAUGGAGAGCUAAUUCUGGUUUGCUUGACGGCAAGGCCAGUGGGGUGGAUCUGGUUGGGGGGUACUAUGAUGCAGGGGACAAUGUGAAGUUUGGGCUGCCAAUGGCAUUUACCCUAACAAUGAUGUCAUGGAGUAUAGUGGAGUAUGGGAAGCAAAUGGCUGCAAGUGGGGAGCUCAGCCACGCCAUGGAUGCUUUGAAGUGGGGCACUGAUUACCUCAUUAAAGCUCACCCCGAACCUAAUGUCUUCUAUGGAGAGGUUGGAGAUGGAAACAGUGACCACUACUGCUGGCAAAGGCCGGAGGACAUGACAACCGACCGCCGGGCCUACAAGAUUGACCCGAGCAAUCCCGGAUCGGAUCUCAGCGGUGAAACAGCUGCCGCCAUGUCGGCCGCCUCCAUUGUCUUCCGCCGCUCGAAUCCCGCUUACUCCCGUGAGCUCCUCCGCCAUGCCAUCCAGCUAUUCGAGUUUGCGGACAAAUACAGAGGCAAAUAUGACAGCAGCAUUAACGUUGCCCAGAAGUACUACCGUUCUGUCAGUGGAUAUAAUGACGAGCUGCUUUGGGCUGCUGCAUGGUUGUAUCAGGCAACUAACAACCAGUACUACUUGAACUACCUCGGGAAAAAUGGUGAUUCAAUGGGAGGAACUGGAUGGGGCAUGACCGAGUUUGGUUGGGAUGUCAAGUAUGCAGGGGUUCAGACACUUGUAGCUAAGUUCCUAAUGCAAGGCAAAGCUGGUCGCAAUGCUCCUGUGUUUGAGAGGUACCAGCAGAAGGCAGAAUACUUCAUGUGUUCGUGCCUUGGAAAGGGCACCCGCAACGUUCAGAGGACUCCUGGCGGCCUAAUCUUUCGACAGAGGUGGAACAACAUGCAAUUCGUGACAAGCGCCUCCUUCCUUGCCACUGUCUACUCUGACUAUCUUGCUUCUGCUGGGAGAUACAUGAAAUGUGCUUCUGGCAAUGUUUCACCAUCGGAGCUUCUCUCCUUUUCCAAAUCACAGGUUGACUACCUUCUUGGGGAUAAUCCAAGAGCCACAAGUUACAUGGUUGGAUAUGGUAACAACUUCCCGAGACAAGUUCACCACAGGGCUUCCUCAAUUGUCUCCAUUAAGGUUGACUCUUCAUUUGUCAGCUGCCGAGGGGGCUAUGCCACUUGGUUUAGCAGGAAAGGAAGUGAUCCCAAUGUUCUUGUUGGUGCUGUUGUUGGAGGUCCCGAUGCCUACGACAACUUUGCUGAUGAAAGAGACAAUUAUGAGCAAACUGAGCCUGCUACUUACAACAAUGCUCCUCUUUUCGGUGUAUUGGCACGACUAGGUGGUGGUCACAGCGGGUAUAACCAGCUCCUUCCAGUGAUUCCCCCCGCACCUAAACAGGUUGUUACUCGACCAAAGCCAGCUUCAGAACCCAAAGUUACUCCAGCUCCAGCAUCAUCUUCUAGCCCGAUUGCCAUAGAGCAGAAGUUGACAGCUUCAUGGAAUUCCAAGGGAAAAUCUUACUACAGAUAUUCGACAAUCGUGACCAACAAGUCUGCUAAAACACUCAAAUUUCUCAAUCUUUCAGUAUCCAAGCUGUAUGGUCCUCUAUGGGGCCUCACAAAGUCCGGUGAUUCGUAUGUUUUUCCUUCAUGGCUGAACUCUUUACCUGCUGGAAAGAGCCUUGAGUUCGUCUACAUCCAUUCGGCUUCACCAGCAGACGUAUCAGUCUCAAGUUACACUCUGGCCUAAGAGAAGAAGAAACCGAGUUAAACAAAAAAGGUUCACACAGUUUCUGGGUUCGUAAUUUAAGAAUUGUGCAGCUAUACAAAAUGCAGUCCAGAAAGGUUCACACAGUUUUCACCUCUUUCUUUGGUUUCGUAUUAGGGUUUUAGAUGAAAGUAGGUUAAAUAAGGCUGAAAGUUGGAGGAAGAAAGGUGUGAAGAGACCGUUUAAAAAGUGUGCUCAUCCCCUUUCUCCUCCACUUAAUUUCUAUAGGGUGAUUUGAGUGAAGGGCAGUGACAAUGCGACGAUUGAGAGUUGAAGAAAAUGACUUCUCAAUAUAUCUCAAGAAGUCUUUUCUUUCUUUGUACUUUGAAAUUGUUUCACUUUCUUUUUUUUUUCUUUUCUUUUUUGUGUUGUGAUGUUGUAAGCUUUGCAACAUUUCUUGUUUGUGGUAUGAAGAGUAUUCUCUCUAUUUGCUUCUUA